This is a messenger RNA of Podospora anserina S mat+, 1941 nucleotides long. RefSeq lists its product as uncharacterized. Gene Ontology annotation, molecular function: GTPase activity; GTP binding; ATP hydrolysis activity. The record is from RefSeq and is a predicted model, not a curated record. The coding region runs from base 1 to 1941 and encodes 646 amino acids. Lineage: Eukaryota; Fungi; Ascomycota; Sordariomycetes; Sordariales; Podosporaceae. Gene Ontology annotation, cellular component: endoplasmic reticulum membrane; signal recognition particle receptor complex. Gene Ontology annotation, biological process: SRP-dependent cotranslational protein targeting to membrane. The transcript has 4 exons.
AUGCUGGACACUUUCGAAAUUCUGACCACGUCCGGAGUGGUCCUCUGGUCAAGGACUUACGCCGCUGUCAGCCCAUCCGUGGUCAACAACUUCAUCAAUGACAUCUUUAUUGAGGAGAAGAGUUCAGUUGCCGGCGCAAAGAACGGCGCUUCUGCCGCUGAGAACCCUCCGUACAAACAUGACCAACACACUUUGCGCUGGACCUUCGAAAAGGAAUUGGGCAUCAUUUUCGUGGCCGUGUACCGUUCUCUGCUUCACAUCUCCUGGAUCGAUCAACUGGUCGACAACAUCAGGGCUAUCUUCGUUGGCCUCUACCGUGACGAGUUGACCAAGCCGAAUACCACCAUCGUCGAGUGCCUCACGUUUGACCAGUAUUUUGACCAACAACUUCGAGAGCUUGAACAGGCCGGUGGCAAAUCGGACACGCGCGCACUGAAAAGUGAAGUGUUAUCCGAAGAUACGGGCGAUGAGCCUCCCUCCCCACCAAACAACCGCGGCCAACAAGCCCUCCGCGGGGUAUCACCAGGCUCAAGUCCAAAUGUUUCGCGCCCAGGUACCCCCAGCGCAAGCCAUCUGCUGGUCGCCAAGGCUGGACCGGGGGCGAAAUUGUCCAGAAGAGCGAGAAAAAUGCAGAAUACCACCUCAGCUCCAGCAUCGUCUGGUGACGAAGGCCCGGCCAGGAAGGCCAAGGCCAAGCCAGUGAAGCGCGGGAGGAAAUGGGAUGCCGAUGGGCUUGCUGAUGAAGACGAUGGUGUUCAGCUUGACUACUCGGUUCCCACCCUCACCAGUGAUAGUGAAGCUGAGCCCGGUGCGAGACCAGGGGCCGUAGAAGAGGUGGACGCGUCGACAUGGGGUUCCCAGACCAAGGGGAAGUUUGUCCUGAGAGACUUGGGCGAUGAAGUCAACUCGAUUCUGGCUGAUGCCGAUGCGAAGAAGAAUGCUGCUACCAAGACCGACGCGCCUAGUGGUCUCGUAGGUACUGGUCUCAGUGCUAUCGGAGGGUUGUUCAGGAACGUGGUGGGUGGAAAGGUUUUGACAAAGCAAGACCUGGAUAAGGCGAUGAAGGGAAUGGAGGAGCAUUUGCUCAAAAAGAACGUUGCGCGCGAGGCGGCGAUACGUCUUUGCGAGGGUGUUGAGAAAGAACUGGUGGGGGUGAAAACUGGCAGCUUUGAAAGUAUCAACGCAAGGAUACAGAAAGCUAUGGAGGCUUCCCUGACGAAAAUGCUUACACCAACAUCAUCACUCGAUCUCUUGAGAGAAAUCGACGCGAUUACCUCGCCUUCUGCGACAUCGCUCCGCAAGGCCCGGCCAUACGUCAUGUCUAUCGUCGGUGUCAACGGCGUAGGCAAGUCGACAAAUCUCUCCAAAAUAUGCUUCUUUUUGUUGCAGAACAAGUACAAGGUUCUCAUUGCUGCCGGUGACACGUUCCGUUCCGGUGCCGUUGAACAGCUCGCUGUCCACGUGCGCAACCUGAAAGAAUUGACUGCCCGUGAAGGUGGCCAAGUUGAGCUGUACCAGAAGGGCUAUGGCAAGGAUGCCGCUACUGUGGCCAAGGAUGCCGUCGCGUAUGCGGCACAAGAGGGAUUCAACGUGGUUCUCAUCGAUACCGCGGGGCGUAGACACAACGACCAAAGAUUGAUGAGCUCCCUGGAGAAGUUCGCCAAGUUUGCGCAACCAGACAAGAUUUUGAUGGUUGCACUUGUCGGCACAGACUCCGUUGCUCAGGCCCGGAACUUCAAUGCGGCUUUUGGAUCUGGUCGUUCCUUGGACGGGUUCAUCAUCUCGAAAUGCGACACCGUCGGAGACAUGGUCGGGACUUUGGUCAGCAUCGUACAUGCCACCAAUGUUCCGGUUCUGUUCGUCGGCGUUGGCCAACACUACUCUGAUUUGAGGAACUUCUCAGUCAAGUGGGCUGUUGAGAAGUUGUUGAGCAGUGCAUGA